Messenger RNA from Exserohilum turcica Et28A, 1162 nucleotides. RefSeq lists its product as uncharacterized. Lineage: Eukaryota; Fungi; Ascomycota; Dothideomycetes; Pleosporales; Pleosporaceae. Gene Ontology annotation, biological process: malate metabolic process; tricarboxylic acid cycle. The transcript has 6 exons. Gene Ontology annotation, molecular function: L-malate dehydrogenase (NAD+) activity. The record is from RefSeq and is a predicted model, not a curated record. The coding region runs from base 51 to 1043 and encodes 330 amino acids. Gene Ontology annotation, cellular component: cytoplasm.
CCCUCGCAUCCCCCCACAACCCCCCGCCACUCUUCCCAAAACACUUCACAAUGGUCAAGGCCGUCGUAGCCGGAGCCUCUGGAGGCAUUGGACAGCCCCUCUCUCUGCUCCUCAAGAACUGCCAGCACGUCACCGAGCUCGCCCUGUACGAUGUAGUAAACACACCAGGUGUCGCUACCGAUCUCUCGCACAUCUCGACCCCCGCAGUCGUAACAGGCUACCUGCCCAAGGAUGACGGCUUGAAGAACGCCCUGACUGGCGCCGAUGUCGUCGUCAUCCCCGCUGGUAUUCCCCGCAAGCCGGGCAUGACGCGCGAUGAUCUGUUCAAGAUCAACGCUGGCAUUGUCCAGGGCCUCAUUGAGGGCGUUGCCCAGUACUGCCCCAAGGCCUUCGUUCUGGUCAUCUCCAACCCUGUCAACUCGACUGUCCCCAUUGCCGCCGAGGUGCUCAAGAAGGCUGGUGUCUUUGACCCCAAGAAGCUCUUUGGUGUCACUACCCUCGACGUUGUCCGUGCUGAGACCUUUGUGGCUGAGAUUACUGGCGAGAAGAACCCUGGAAACCUGAGCAUCCCCGUCAUUGGUGGCCACUCGGGCGAGACCAUUGUUCCUCUGUUCAGCCAGGCCAAGCCAAGCGUCACCAUCCCCGCCGACAAGAUGGACGCGCUUGUCAACCGCGUCCAGUUUGGUGGUGACGAGGUCGUCAAGGCAAAGGAGGGUGCUGGUUCGGCCACUCUCUCCAUGGCCUACGCUGGAUACCGCUUUGCCGAGAAGGUCAUCAAGGCCUCCAAGGGUGAGAAGGGUAUCGUCGAGCCCAGCUUCGUUUACCUUCCAGGUGUUGCCGGUGGUGACGCCAUCGCAAAGGCCACUGGUACCGAGUUCUUCUCGGUACCAAUCGAGCUUGGUCCCAGCGGUGCCGAGAAGGCCAUCGACGUCGUCAGCAGUGCGAACGAGCACGAGAAGAAGCUUCUCAAGGCUUGCUACGACGGCCUCAAGGGCAACAUUGCCAAGGGUGUCGAGUUCGUCCAGAGCCCUCCUGCAAAAUAAAUGAUAGGCCUCCAUGAUGGAUGAUGAGAGCCACGCGGGAUGGGAACCAUGUCUUGGGAAUGUCGAUGAAUACAUGCCACUGUGAGCAGAAGAAUGAAUAAAAUAUUGAACUACUACCC